Messenger RNA from Drosophila kikkawai, 1585 nucleotides. Its product is annotated as alpha-amylase A-like. The record is from RefSeq and is a predicted model, not a curated record. Lineage: Eukaryota; Metazoa; Arthropoda; Insecta; Diptera; Drosophilidae. Gene Ontology annotation, biological process: carbohydrate metabolic process. Gene Ontology annotation, molecular function: alpha-amylase activity; cation binding.
GCUUUCAAUCAAUGGGGGACUUGCUUUCAACGAACAUAAGCAUGUUUCUCGCUAGGAUUAUUGUGUGCCUCGGCUUCCUGGCCUUGGCUACUGCCCAGUUCGACACCAACUAUGCGUCAGGCCGCAGCGGCAUGGUCCAUCUCUUCGAAUGGAAGUGGGACGACAUUGCCGCCGAGUGCGAGAACUUCCUAGGCCCCAAUGGCUUUGCCGGUGUCCAGGUGUCCCCUGUCAAUGAGAACGCCGUGAAGGAUAGUCGUCCGUGGUGGGAGCGCUACCAGCCCAUAUCAUACAAGUUGGUCACCCGUUCCGGAAACGAGGAGCAGUUUGCCAGCAUGGUUCGUCGUUGUAAUAAUGCCGGAGUUCGUAUCUAUGUCGAUGUUGUCUUCAACCACAUGGCUGCCGAUGGCGGAACUUACGGCACUGGUGGCAGCACCGCCAACCCCAGCAGUAAGAGCUUCCCUGGAGUUCCCUACUCCUCACUGGACUUCAAUCCCACCUGCGGAAUCAACAACUAUAAUGAUGCCAACGAAGUGCGAAACUGUGAGCUGGUUGGUCUCCGCGAUCUGAACCAAGGAAACUCGUACGUGCAAGACAAGGUUGUCGAGUUCCUGGACCAUUUGAUUGACCUUGGUGUAGCCGGUUUCCGCGUGGACGCUGCCAAGCAUAUGUGGCCCGCAGAUCUGGGCGUCAUUUACGGCCGCCUCAAGAACCUGAACACCGACCACGGCUUCGCGUCUGGAGCCAAGGCUUACAUCGUGCAGGAGGUCAUCGACAUGGGCGGCGAGGCUAUCAGCAAGUCGGAGUACACAGGCAUGGGUGCCAUCACUGAGUUCCGCCACUCUGACUCCAUCGGUAAGGUCUUCCGUGGAAAGGACCAACUGCGAUACCUGACCAACUGGGGCACCGCCUGGGGCUUCGCUGCUUCCGAUCGCUCUCUUGUCUUUGUCGACAAUCACGAUAACCAGCGCGGCCACGGUGCUGGUGGCGCCGAUGUGCUCACCUACAAGGUGGCCAAACAGUACAAGAUGGCCUCCGCCUUCAUGCUGGCCCACCCCUUCGGCACGCCCCGCGUGAUGUCCUCUUUCUCUUUCUCGGACACGGACCAGGGCCCGCCCACCACUGACGGGCACAAUAUCGCCUCUCCUAUCUUCAACAGCGACAACUCUUGUAGCGGCGGCUGGGUGUGCGAGCACCGCUGGCGCCAGAUCAACAACAUGGUUGCCUUCAGAAACACUGUCGGCUCCGACGACAUCCAGAACUGGUGGGACAACGGCAGCAACCAGAUCUCCUUUAGCCGCGGUAGCAAGGGAUUCGUCGCCUUCAACAACGACAACUAUGACCUCAACAGCUCCCUGCAGACUGGGCUGCCUGCCGGCACCUACUGCGACGUCAUUUCCGGCUCAAAGAUUGGCUCUUCCUGCAGUGGCAAGACCGUCACUGUUGGAUCUGACGGACGUGCCAGUAUUUAUGUUGGUAGCUCUGAGGAGGAUGGUGUCCUGGCCAUUCAUGUCAACGCCAAGUUGUAAAUAAGUGGGACAAUGACCCAGCCAAACAAAAUAUAUCGAACCCGAAACUAUUAAUGAGA